CUCACGUUUCCCGCUGAUCUCCCCGAAAAUGAUAGCGGCUUACGUAUCGCACAAGGCACCUCCCGGCCGUCCCGAGAGUCCCCUUUUUACUUGGUGCUUCGCUGGGAUGAUUUUCGUGGCCCUAGUUCUCCUGCUACCCAUAUUCUCCGAUGCCUGUGGUGAUCCACCAAGAUUUGAAACUAUGAGGCUCCAGGGUGCCCCAAAACCCAAUUAUAGUCCUGGGGAAACUAUACACUAUGAAUGUCGCCUAGGUUUCCAGCCCAUGGCUCCUCCUCUUCCCCCCUCUGCUGUUUGUCAGGAUGAUAAUACAUGGUCACCUCUCCAGGAGGCCUGUACAAGAAAAUUGUGUCCUAAUCUAGGAGAUCCUGUAAAUGGCCAAGUUAACUAUGUAAAUGGAAGUACUAUGUUUGGUUCACAAGCUCACUAUUUUUGUAAUGAGGGUUUUUACAUGAUUGGAUCAAGAAUUCUAUAUUGUGAAAUUUCUGGAAAUAAUGUGAUAUGGGGUGAUAAUCCCCCAUUAUGUGAAAGGAUUUUGUGUACAACACCUAGAAACAUAACAAAUGGAAGAAUCACCAAUUACAAGGACGAAUAUGAAUAUAAUGAAAUAGUAACUUAUAGUUGUAAUCCUUCAGAUGGACCAGAUGAAUAUUCACUUGUUGGAGAGAGUGUGCUUGUUUGUGUUGAUAGUGACAGAUGGAGUAGUGACUCUCCUCAGUGUAAAGUGGUCAAAUGUGAAUAUCCAGUUGUCGAACAUGGAAAGAUGGUAUCAGGAUUUAGAAAAAAAUUUUACUACAAAUCUCAAGUUGCGUUUGAAUGUAACCAAGGUUUUUACCUUCAUGGCAGCAACACAAUUGUCUGUGGUGCAAACAGUACUUGGGAGCCCAAGAUCCCAAUGUGUACUAAAGGAUAUUAG
Balaenoptera acutorostrata (minke whale) is the source of this 913-nucleotide messenger RNA. RefSeq names its product membrane cofactor protein-like. Gene Ontology annotation, biological process: negative regulation of complement activation, classical pathway. The coding region runs from base 29 to 913 and encodes 294 amino acids. Gene Ontology annotation, cellular component: cell surface. The transcript is spliced from 7 exons. The record is from RefSeq and is a predicted model, not a curated record. NCBI's taxonomy places the organism in Eukaryota, Metazoa, Chordata, Mammalia, Artiodactyla, Balaenopteridae.